AUGUUCGUGACGAACAAGACCGACGAAUCCGGCGGCUUGGUCGGCAGAUUCGCGGUUACGAGCACCCAAGAAGGAAAAGAUUCGCUUCUGAAUUCCACAACGGUCGACGCCGAAACAUGGCUUCGCUUGGACCCUACCUUUUCUCGCUACGGCUACGGCUACCGGUGGGAAGGCUCGAGGACUGCACAAUUCGGCAUUACCGUUCUGUUGGUGUUGGUCGCGCUGGCCGCCGCGCACUCGCUUUUUGUCCUGUACAAAAUCUCCAUUGCGGGCGCGGGUCUGGUGGAAUACAUGUGCUUGCGUCAAGGCUGCGAUGACGUGGAGCCAAGUCGUCGCUAUCCGAGAAAUAACCCCUAG
This is a messenger RNA of Capronia epimyces CBS 606.96, 357 nucleotides long. RefSeq lists its product as uncharacterized. The transcript is spliced from 2 exons. Bases 1 to 357 code for a protein of 118 amino acids. NCBI's taxonomy places the organism in Eukaryota, Fungi, Ascomycota, Eurotiomycetes, Chaetothyriales, Herpotrichiellaceae. The record is from RefSeq and is a predicted model, not a curated record.